AUGGCGAUACCAGAGCACACGCCUGCUCCUAGACCUGAGCGCGGCAUCUAUGGAUUCGUUCUGUUUCUCGUUUCCUGUUUCGGCCUGGUCUUUUACGUCGUUUGGGCUGUCUGCCCGUCCGGUUACCUGACCGAAUUUGGUUUAGGACACCUGCCUGACAGGUACUGGGCCAUUGCUGUUCCUGUCUACGUUACUGUCACCGUCUUCCUUUUCGUGUUGUUCAUGUGUGGCCUGAACCUUGUGGUCGCUGACGCAUGUGAAUCAUAUUUCGUCUUGUCCGAGGACGAAUUCACGUCAUCUGACAGCAAGUUUGACUUAUCGCUGCUCGAAUCGACUUGA
Messenger RNA from Soboliphyme baturini, 339 nucleotides. The record is from the annotation of a GenBank genome assembly. NCBI's taxonomy places the organism in Eukaryota, Metazoa, Nematoda, Enoplea, Dioctophymatida, Soboliphymatidae.